AUGGCAUCCGCCGCCAUCGCGCGCUUCAGCCUCAUCUUCUACGCGCCCCCGGCCGCCGUGCAGGCCUGCAAGGCGGCCAUCUUCGGUGCCGGCGCGGGCCGCUACCCGGGGACGGGAAACUACACCGAGUGCUGCUGGUCGGCGACGGGGACGGGCCAGUUCCGGCCCGGCGACGCGGCGAACCCGCACAUCGGCAGGCCCGGCGAGCUCGAGGAGACCCCCGAGGUCCGCAUCGAGACGCUGUGCGUGGGCGAGGAUGUUGCGAGGCGGGCCGUCGCUGCGCUGAAGACUGCUCAUCCCUACGAGGAGCCGGCGUACCACGUGAUCAAGCUGGAGGACUUCUGA
Molecule: messenger RNA, 345 nt
Organism: Phialemonium atrogriseum
Lineage: Eukaryota; Fungi; Ascomycota; Sordariomycetes; Cephalothecales; Cephalothecaceae
Product: GTP cyclohydrolase 1 type 2/Nif3
Exons: 2
Coding region: 1-345 (114 amino acids)
Source: RefSeq, a predicted model, not a curated record